GGCUGGAGGGGACAGCUGCAGGCUCCAGAGAAGUGCGCACAGGCCGGUCCCCUCUGCACCCCCUGGGAGGCACCAAUCCCCACAGUGAUCCCCUAGCUCUCGCUGCACAGCCCGCAACACCUGUCAGCAACACCCAUUCCGGCCACCACUCGGACACUCCCUUUGCGACUCUGCCCACUCCGGAGCUACAGAGUCUCCGCCAAGAGGAGCCUGGGCUGGGCGUGGCCAGGGUCCCUCAAAUCUGCUCAGCACAGCACAGGGGGGGCACAGAGACUUCGGAGGAGCAGCCUGGAGGAGGGAGCAAGCCCACACCCUCAUGCCCUGCUGCACGAAGCCCCCCAGCGCCCACGCCAUGAAGGAGGAGGCCGUUCUGCGACGACGCUUCUCACUGUGUCCGCCCUCCUCUACCCCUCAGAAAAUCGACCCCCGGAAGCUCAGCCGGAACCUGCUCCUGGGUGGAGAGAAUGAGCUCGACCCUCUGGGUCCAGGGAAGGACAUGGAGCCCAAUGGCUCAUCGCUGCCCAGGGAUGAAGGGCCCCCAACCCCAGGAUCUGCCACGAAGGUGCCACCGGCGGAAUACAGGCUGUGCAAUGGGUCUGACAGGGAAUGUGUGUCCCCGACAGCCAAGGUCACCAAGAAGGAAACUCUCAAGGCGCAGAAGGAGAGCUACCGCCAGGAGAAGAAGCGUGCCACCAAGCAGCUGCUCAGCGCCCUGACGGACCCCAGCGUGGUCAUCAUGGCCGACAGCCUGAAGAUCCGCGGGACCCUGAAGAGCUGGACCAAGCUGUGGUGCGUGCUGAAGCCGGGGGUGCUGCUCAUCUACAAGACGCCCAAGGUGGGCCAGUGGGUGGGCACAGUCCUGCUGCACUGCUGUGAGCUCAUCGAGAGGCCCUCCAAGAAGGACGGCUUCUGCUUCAAGCUCUUCCACCCACUGGACCAGUCUGUCUGGGCCGUGAAGGGCCCCAAAGGUGAGAGCGUGGGCUCCAUCACGCAGCCUCUCCCCAGCAGCUACCUGAUCUUCAGGGCCGCCUCCGAGUCGGAUGGCCGCUGCUGGCUGGACGCCCUGGAGCUGGCGCUGCGCUGCUCCAGCCUCCUGCGACUCAGCACGUGCAAGCAGGGCCGUGACGGGGAGCCCGGGUCCUCGCCGGACGCGUCGCCCUCCUCGCUGUGUGGGCUGCCCCCCUCGGCCACCAUCCACGACCAGGACCUGUUCCCACUGAACGGGUCCUCCCUGGAGAACCACCUGGAGAACGAUGCUUUCUCAGACAAGUCAGAGAGAGAGAACGCCGAGGAGUCAGAUAAUGAAACCCAGGACCACAGCCGGAAGACGGAGAGCGGGAGUGACCAGUCGGAGGCCCCGGUGGGCCCUGUGCGCAGAGGGACCACGUACGUGGUGCAGGACCACGAGGAGCUGGGGGAGCUGGGCGAGGCGUCGCAGGUGGAGACCGUGUCGGAGGAGCACAGGAGCCUGAUGUGGCUGCUGCUGAAGCAGCUGCGGCCGGGCAUGGACCUGUCCCGCGUGGUGCUGCCUACCUUCGUGCUGGAGCCCUGCUCCUUCCUCAGCAAGCUCUCCGACUACUACUGCCACGCCGACCUGCUCUCCAGGGCUGUGCUGGAGGAGGACGCCUACAGCCGCAUCAAGCUCGUCCUGCAGUGGUACCUGUCCGGCUUCUACAAGAAGCCCAAGGGGAUCAAGAAGCCCUACAACCCCAUCCUGGGGGAAACCUUCCGCUGCUGCUGGUUCCACCCCCAGACCAACAGCCACACCUUCUACCUAGCCGAGCAGGUGUCCCACCACCCACCCGUGUCCGCCUUCCACGUCAGCAACCGGAAGGACGGCUUCUGCAUCAGUGGCAGCAUCACGGCCAAGUCCCGGUUCUACGGGAACUCACUGUCAGCUCUGCUGGACGGCAAAGCCACCCUCACCUUCCUGAACCGGGCAGAAGAUUACACCCUUACCAUGCCCUACGCCCACUGCAAAGGCAUCCUCUACGGCACCAUGACCAUGGAGCUGGGUGGCAGAGUGACCAUCGAGUGUGCGAAGAACAACUUCCAGGCUGAGCUGGAAUUCAAGCUCAAGCCUUUCUUCGGUGGCAGCGCGAGCAUCAACCAGAUCUCGGGGAAGAUCACAUCGGGCGAGGAGGUCCUGGCGCGGCUCACGGGACACUGGGACAGGGAAGUGUUCAUCAAGGAGGAGGGCAGAGGAGGCACCGAGCUCUUCUGGAACCCGAGCGAGGAGGUCCGCGGGCAGCGGCUGAAGCGGCACACAGUGCUGUUGGAGGAGCAGACGGAGCUGGAAUCGGAGAGGCUCUGGCGGCACGUCACCAGGGCCAUCAGUGAGGGUGACCAGCACAAGGCCACACAGGAGAAGUCCUCCCUGGAGGAGGCGCAGCGGCAGCGGGCCCGAGAGCGCCAGCAGCACCUGGUGCCCUGGACGCCGCAGCUGUUCCACCUGGACCCGGCCACCCAGGAGUGGCGCUACCGAUACGAGAACCACAGCCCCUGGGACCCCCUGAAGGACAUUGCCCAGUUUGAGCAAGACGGGGUCCUGCACACCCUGCAGCGGGAGACCAUGGCCCGCCAGACCACCUUCCUGGGCAGCCCAGAGCCCCGGCACCAGGUCAGCACCACCCCCAGGGCCCCUGCUGGCUUCCUCCAGGGGUCUGGCCCCGACCGGCGGCUCCGCAAGGCCAGCGACCAGCCGUCCGGCCACAGCCAGGUCACCGAGAGCAGCGGCUCCACGCCCGAGUCCUGUCCCGAGCUCUCUGACGAGGAGGAGGACGGCGACUUCACUCUCGGCUGCGAGAGCCCAUGCCCUCGGUGUGGGAAGGAGGCGCGGUGGCUGCAGGUGCUGCACGAGGCGAUCCUGUCCAUCCGGGAGGCCCAGCAGGAGCUGCACAGGCAUCUCUCGGCCAUGCUGAGCUCCACGGCCCGGGCCAGGCAGGCACCGGCCCCGGGCCUCCUGCACAGCCCCCGCUCUUGGUUCCUGCUGUGCUUGUUCUUGGCAUGUCAGCUGCUCAUCAACUACACCCUCAAAUAAGAGCCCUUUGGGGACGGCGUGGGCAUCACCUGCAGAACCCGGGCAGCCCCAGCCUCCCUCCCGGGCACCUAGCACUUUACACCAGCCCUGUGGAGGCAGAGACCCCGCGAGCUCGGCCUCUGUGGACAGAGGGGCCACGGUGGCAGGACAGCAGGAGGGACCUGGGGGCAGGGGGCACACAGGGUCCUCCUGGGGAGGCGCUGGCCUUCAUGCUGAAGCCAAAUGUCGCAUUCGUGGUGCACAGUGUUCCCUGGCGACCUCGACGCCUCGUCCCCCAUCAGCCUCAGGGGACUGAUGGCGGAGGGUCAGGAGGGCCUGCUAGCCUGUGGGUGUUCCUCCCCAGCAGGGGUGAGCCGGAAGGAAGCCAGCACCCCAGGUCCUCCUUGGGCCUAACACACAGGCCAUCCCUUCCCGAGACCCUGCCCACGUUGCCCUAGAUGGGUCACAGGUGGGCUUCAGGCACCGGCUGGAGAGGGCGCUUCCUUCUGCCCUUGUGCUGUGUGGACGGAGCCCAGUUCAUAUUCCUAUGAACCCGCCUCACCUCCCUCCGCGCCGGGACGUGCCAAGCUGGGGCAGGCACACGUGAGGACGGCGAGGCUGGGGGCGGCUUCCCCAGACCGGAGCCCGAGGUGGACACUUUGCCCAGACUGAUUGAUGCACGGUCUUCCCUUCCCACGUGUUUUUAAUAAACGCAAUUGCAGUAUUUCAGGCAGGCUGCGAACAGCGCCUGGUGUCUGGCCUCCGUUCCUGUGUCAGGUUGGGGGGUGUGUGUGUGUGUGUGUGUGUGUGUGUGUGUGUGUGCGCGCGCACAUGUAGAUACACAC
Hippopotamus amphibius kiboko is the source of this 3864-nucleotide messenger RNA. It is a transcript of the gene OSBPL5, whose product is annotated as oxysterol binding protein like 5. Bases 317 to 3040 code for a protein of 907 amino acids. Gene Ontology annotation, cellular component: intracellular membrane-bounded organelle; cytosol; membrane. The transcript is spliced from 22 exons. Gene Ontology annotation, molecular function: sterol binding. The record is from RefSeq and is a predicted model, not a curated record. Gene Ontology annotation, biological process: phospholipid transport. NCBI's taxonomy places the organism in Eukaryota, Metazoa, Chordata, Mammalia, Artiodactyla, Hippopotamidae.